This is a messenger RNA of Oryza brachyantha (malo sina), 1869 nucleotides long. RefSeq lists its product as uncharacterized. NCBI's taxonomy places the organism in Eukaryota, Viridiplantae, Streptophyta, Magnoliopsida, Poales, Poaceae. Gene Ontology annotation, biological process: lipid catabolic process. The transcript has 6 exons. The record is from RefSeq and is a predicted model, not a curated record. Bases 439 to 1770 code for a protein of 443 amino acids.
CCAAAAUUGUGUUUUUUUUUCUUUUCCCUUGCCCUUUCUCCACCUUGACCUGUGGUUGCCGCCGGCGCCGCGGCUGCCUGGGCACGAAGAAAAGUAGCUGCUCGCUUCGCGGAGGCUGGUGACCUACCUACUUGUCGCCGUCGUCGUCAUCUCCGAUGCAUUCCACCCCACUGCUAGUCCGAGGAGGUAGGAGUUAGGACUAGUAACAAAGGCCGUAUCUUUUGCCUUCCCUCUUCAGUCUUCCUCCUCCCCCUUCCUGUCGGUGGUUGGUUCCCAAAGGAGGCUACGGGUUCUUGGCUUGCUCCGUGUCGAUCUUUCACUGGAAGAGAAGCUUUUGUUGGGGCUAAUUCGUUGUUGGUUGUUGCGAGAGGCGUAGAGCAGUUGCGGCCUUCAAUUGUGCAGUGUCUCACUUGUGAACUCUGAAGCUCCACUAAUGUGAUGUCAAUCGCGUGCUGCUUGCCGGUUGUCGAGUGCGUGUACUGCCUGGCGUGCGCACGGUGGGCGUGCCAGCACUGCUUCCACACCGGAGGAUAUGACAGUGAGACCUGGGGCCUUGCUUCACCAAUUGAGUUUGAGCCGGUGCCGCGGCUAUGCCGGUUAAUUCUUGCGGUCUAUGAGGAGGACCUUGAGCACCCACAGUGGGCUCCCCCAGGUGGCUAUGGCAUUGAGCCACGGUGGGUGGUGCACCGGAGGACAUAUGAGCACACCCGCGGACAUGCCCCAACAUACUUGGUGUAUGUCGAUCACCAGCAUUCGGAUGUCGUGCUUGCUGUUCGUGGGAUGAACAUGGUGAAGGAGAGUGACUAUGCUGUGCUAUUGGACAAUUCGCUCGGCCAGAGGAGGUUUGACGGCGGCUAUGUGCAUAAUGGCUUGCUCAAGGCUGCUGAAUGGCUGUUUGAUGCUGAGUGUGAUGUGCUGAAGGAUCUUCUGGAGAGGAAUCCUAGUUACACACUCACCUUUGCAGGCCAUUCUCUUGGUUCUGGUGUUGUAGCGAUGCUUGCGCUGGUCGCCGUGCACAAUAGGGAUCGGCUGGGUGGUGUUGAGAGGAAGAGGAUACGAUGCUUUGCCAUGGCACCUGCCAGGUGCAUGUCACUCAAUUUGGCGGUCCGUUAUGCAGAUGUCAUUAACUCAGUUAUUCUCCAGGAUGAUUUUCUGCCUCGCACAGAUACUCCUUUGGAGGAUGUAUUCAAGUCACUUGUCUGCUUGCCAUGCCUUUUAUGUGGAAGGUGUCUUAUAGACACAUGUAUACCUGAUAGUGCGAUGUUGAGAGAUCCAAGGCGUCUCUAUGCACCAGGACGCCUUUACCAUAUUGUGGAAAGGAAGCCAUUCAGAUGUGGAAGAUAUCCCCCUAUUGUGAGAACAGCUGUUCCGGUGGAUGGGAGAUUUGAGCACAUUGUUCUCUCUUGCAACAUGAUUUCUGAUCAUGCUAUUAUCUGGAUAGAAAGAGAAGCCCAAAGGGGACUAGAUUUGAUGCUGGAGAAUGAGAGAACCAUGAAGGCACCUGAGCUUCAAAGGAUGGAUAGUGAAAUUGCGAUUACGAGGGAUCACGACGAGGAGCAGAAGGCAGCACUGAGGCGUGCGGUUGCUCUAGGAGUCGCGGAUGUUAACGUGCCAUCGACAUAUGGUACAUUCAAUGAAAAUCUGACUCCUGAGGCUGAUGAGGCUUCUCCAAUAUUGCCAGACAGUGGACGGCGAAGGAUGGUCUGGGACGAGUGGAUUGCAAGGAUAUUUGAAAAGGAUGAAUCUGGCAAAAUGAUUCCACGGACAUGAUUAAUGAUGUAGAACAUGACAUUAUGCUUUUAAAUUAGGAAAAAAAAGGUAUUCAGGCAAAUAUAAUCUGAGCCGAUAGUUAUUGGCGUUAGUUCAUCU